Closterium sp. NIES-67 is the source of this 2681-nucleotide messenger RNA. NCBI's taxonomy places the organism in Eukaryota, Viridiplantae, Streptophyta, Zygnematophyceae, Desmidiales, Closteriaceae. The record is from the annotation of a GenBank genome assembly.
ACGAGAAGAAAUGGCGGCUGGUGGUGUCGGUGAUGGACUUUCUGCAUGCCAGGUGGCUGCAGCUGCGUGCCCUGUGGCAUGGAAAUGGAAGAUAGGGAGAGGGGAGAGUAGAGAGGCAUGUGCUUUAAUUACCAUCAGCUCCGUUCCGCCAUGCCCGCGCGAUCGUGGGCGCACGCUGCUGCGCUCCGCGCCUGGCGCAGUCGAGGAGGCGCUGGCCCGGGCUGCCCCGCGCCAGCCGGCUUCUCUCGCGCGCGAUCGCUCUAUGCCGCGCCAGCACCUAAUUCCAAGCCAUCCUCGUUACAAGCAUCCUCUGCACCAUCCCUGUCAUCAUCAUCAUCAUCAUCAUCAUCAUCAUCAUCAACAGCAGCAGCAGCGGCGCCAUCUCUCGCCUCCCGCGUCUCCUCGCUCCUGCAGUGGCUGCAGGAGAACGGUGGCCAUGCAGGCGCCAUCGCUGUCGCCCCUGACCCCCACGGCGGGCUCCAUCUGGCCACCAGCCGCAGCGUGAGCAAAGGCCAGCUGCUCGUGUCCGUGCCUCCCCGCCUGCAGCUCGGCCGAGCCUGGCCCGCAGGCUCGGAGGAGGCUGGAGGAGCGGCAAAAGCUGAGGGGGAAGGGGGGGGAAGUGGGGAAGGAGCGGGACCGGGAGGACCGGGAGGAUCAGGAGCUGAAGCAAACGCAGCAGCGGAGGCACGAGCCUUUGUUGCUCUCAGCAAAAUGGGACAACUUGUGCCCUCGUCCCUCUGGUCCCUCCGCCUCGGCCUACACCUGCUGCACCAGCAGCGGCGACAACUAACCCCCGACGUUCCCACAAAUGCCACACCAUCCCCAUCCAUCUCCUCCCCCCCGUCAUCCGCCUCCUCUGCCUCCUCAUCCUCCGCCCCUCCCCUCCCCCCUGCUCACUGGGAGCCCUACAUCGCUCUCCUGCCACCCUCCCUCCCCCUCCCCAUCUUCUUCUCCCCCGCUGCUGUUGCGGCAUUCGGCUACCCGCCACUGCAGUCUGAGCUGUCCAGGCGAAGCACAUUGCUCCGCCGCUUUGCCUCUGAGUUCCUGCCAGAAGUCGUUGCCUCCCUGCAGGCGUCUCAGCGCUGCUGCCUGUUUGGCGACCGGCCAGUGACCCCCUCCGACCUCGCAUGGGCCAUGGGGUGUGCCUCGUCGCGCGCGUUCAAAGUGCCCAAAGUCGCAGAGAAGGGGAGGGAAGAAGGGGGGGAUACGGAUACGGGGACUGUGGGUGGAGGUGGGGGCAACGUGCGUGAAGGAGACAAGGGAGCGGGGGGUGGGGGUGCGGGUGGAGAGCAGUCAAGGAGAAGGAGGGAGGAGGAGGGAGAGAGGGUGUUUCUGCCUGUGAUCGAUCUGGCGAAUCAUGAUCCCAAUCCAACGGCCAAGAUCUCUCUCCUGCCUGAUGGCACAGCAGAGCUGCGGGCGCUCCUCCCGCUGCCCCCGGGGCAGCCCAUCCGCAUUGACUAUGGGCGUCUCUCCACCGACUUCUAUCUGCUGGACUAUGGCUUCGUGCCCGCCAACAACGCCUUUGACACCCUGCCCAUGGCGUACGGCCUUCCUCUCAUAGAGGCCGCGCGCGCUGCUGCUGGGCUGGACGGGCCCGAUGGGGGGGAGGAGGGGCGAGAAGCGGGGAAUGAGGAGGGAGGGGGGAAGGGAGGGGAGAAGGGAGAGGGGACGAGAGAGGAGAAGAGGAGCAGACUAGAAGGGCCUCUGGACCCAGAAGCAGGAGGAGGGGGGAGGGCACGGAUGGAAGUGAUUGCAAAGCUGGGCCUAUCAGGCCCCAAUGCCGACAGAAAGCUAUCCCUCGGCGGGCCCGCUUUCAUCGACCCUCGGCUGCUGGCUGCCCUGCGAGUGCUCUACGCGCCUCCCUCUGUGGACGUGAGGCGGGUUCCGCUGCAGCAGCUGCAGGCGUGGGAGCCCAUGGGGGCGCUGGGGAGAGAGUGUGAGCAGAAGACUGUACGAACGCUGCUGGGGCUCUGCCUCAUCUUUCUCCAGAGCUUCUCCCAUGUGCCUCCUGCUGCUCCGAAUACACCCGCCCCUGCCGCACCCGCAACAAAUUCAGCUGCUGCUGCUCCUGCUGUUUCUGCUGGUGCCGCUGCUGCUGCUGUUGCAGCUGGUGGUGUUUCUCCUGCUGCCAGUGCUGCUGUUGACUCCAGUGCAGCAGCAGCGGCAGUGCGGCUAGCAGCCGAGGCAGCAGGGUUGGAGGCGGGCGCAGCAGACAGGGCGAUCGGCAGCAUGACAGAGCAGGAAGCACGGGUGGUGGAGGCGUUUCGCGCCGAGAAGAGGGGGCUCGUGCUCAGGGUGAUGUCGUUCCUGCGGGGGCGACUGGAGGAGUGAUCUACAGUAUCUAUCCUCUCUUGUGUCCUGCUCCUACAGCCUGGCCAGGAGGAUUGCAUGGAUUGCCUGCUACUCCUCCUAAAUCACUAUUGGAUUGCCUGGCUGACCUACUGGACGCUAGCAGGCUAGAAGGCUCGUCACCACACAGUUUGGGGUGCAUGGCGUUGUGUGUGUAGGUGUACGAAGACUUGUUGGUUAGUGUUCUUGAAGGGGUGAGCGCAGGAGAGCAUGAAGUGAGAGCCAGUAGGAGUAGUUACAGUACAGGAGUCUCAUGUGGCAUGUGGGUUUCUGUCGAAGCCCAGAAAUACCGCACAUGCAAUGGGAUGGCUGGUACCAGUACCACAAACCAG